Penicillium verhagenii is the source of this 1719-nucleotide messenger RNA. RefSeq lists its product as uncharacterized. Lineage: Eukaryota; Fungi; Ascomycota; Eurotiomycetes; Eurotiales; Aspergillaceae. The coding region runs from base 1 to 1719 and encodes 572 amino acids. The transcript has 5 exons. The record is from RefSeq and is a predicted model, not a curated record.
AUGUCGACGCCUCCUAUCUCUUGUGAAGGCCCAGCACCUCCCCUUCCCUCUAAUAAUGACAUAUCAGGCAUCGGAGUCAUCGUCAAUUAUGUCGGGACCGCUGGGCUGGCAACACUGCUGGUCAUGGUAUACUAUUUCAUGGUCUAUGAACCCGCAAAUGACCCAUUCAGGGUAAACGGCCAAACAGAAGAACUGUUGUCCAGGCCUAACCCUGUGGACAUAAUCAUUCUACGAAGUCUGCGUGCUGCACUGAAACGAAUUCCUCUAACCGAGCACAUCCCGUUUGGCACAAACAAGAAAACCGAGUUGUUUUUCCUGAAGUUAAUUGUCAUGAUGGGUGAUCUUCAAGUUUUGAGCGGGUUAACAAUCCUAAUAAGUGGCUUUGCGCAGCUCCGUUCUGGGCUGGCAACUUACUAUUGGAUCGUCAUCGUUCAGCUCGCCUGGUUUUCUUGCCUGACCCAUCUGUGCUGUUUAACUCUUCUGAGAAACCAUCUUUACAACAAUGCCAUCGAACGAGGAUGGCGACUUGUUGCAAUGGCAACCCUAGCCAUUCUUGACCUGGUAGGCCUCGGGUUCACUGGAAAUUACCACUGGGCUUUCUGCUCAGAUUGCGACUAUAGGAAUUAUAGUCAACUGAAAGAAAGCGGCGACGCUGGUAGCAUGACACCGGCUCCGAACGAUUAUGCAAUAUGCUUCAUGAGUGUAGCUCCAUCUGGAAACGGGGCAUUCGCAUCUAUGGUGGUGGCAAUGCUGCUGAUCAUCUUGGGAUUUUGUACUAGAGUAGCAAAACUGUACAAGCCUCUUUCUGUUGGGGUUUUCGGUCGGUUUCGAGCUCAUCUCAGCAUAAAAUCCCGGAGGCUACUACGGCGUGUCUACAUAUACUCUGGUGCUAACAGGAAGAGCAAUUUGAGGUGGAACUUGUUGUAUCUGCCCCUACUAUCGAUAUUUCUAAUGGGACGUUUUCUCUUAGAUGAGUGGUCCUCACUGUUUCUCGAGGUCUUUUGGCUUCUCGUUUCCUUCACUUGGGGCAUAGCCCAUGUGAAUCAUUUUAUGAAACAAUCAGAAGUCAUUCAUUUCCAAUUUCCUGACGACAAUUUUGAUUGGUCGUUUGGCCAAGUUCUAUCUGUUCUUCUCCUAAUAGCUCCAGUGAUCUCCAUCCUAGAGAGUUUUUCAGGAAUUGAAGAUACGGAAUCGGAUGAAGUCCAUGUCUCUCAUUUAACGCAAAGCCUACAAGAAAACUUGACACCUUCUCCAAUCAAUCAGGAUCCUAUGGAUCCGGAUAAUGAUUGGGACCGUCAUCAGCCGACAUUGAAAGCCGCUUUCGCCUAUUUCAAUCUGGUGUUCGCGAUAAUAUACGUCACUGUUAUAACUUCACCGGCGGCCAGUAUUCCCCAGACUUUAUUCGAUGAAUGGAUUGCCGUAGGGACUUUCGUUGCACCCUUUCUCGGUUUAUUCGGUGUUAUCUUGCUCUCUUUAUCCAUAGAGCCGCUUUUUUCCCAAGGAAGAAUAGUUUUCCCAGCUCUUUCCAUACUGCUUACGAUUGUUUGGUUCACAACAAGCAUCGCGUGGCCAGCUGUCGAGGGCAUGUUUAUUUUUCAGUUUACUGCUCCCAUGCAAGUGUUCCCCUUCUUUGCGGGCUUUUGUUAUCUGAUGAUCCGACACUUUGUCGAUCUCAUUGCAGGAAACUGUGACAACAACGCUACCGCUUCGCAAGUAUGA